Messenger RNA from Knipowitschia caucasica, 1824 nucleotides. The record is from the annotation of a GenBank genome assembly. Lineage: Eukaryota; Metazoa; Chordata; Actinopteri; Gobiiformes; Gobiidae.
AUGUCUGAUUCCUCUGUCAACGCUCACUUGGAAGGGAUCAUAUCAGACUUUGAAGCACUAAAGCGGUCAUUUGAAGUGGAGGAGGGUGAUUCGUCUCCACACGGCACAUCCCUGACCCGUCGGGCUUCAAACCCUGUCCGGUCAUCCUCCUCUUCCUCCACAUCUAGCCAGCGAAGCUACGACACCGCGUCUCGCAACUCUGACUACUCCAACAAAUCAUCUCCGUCUGAGUCCACUAAUCUGCGCUCCCCAAAAACAGGCAUGAAGCGCAUGGAGUUCACGGGCGGCCGCAACCACGACACUGCCUCUUCUCGACGCGCAGAGAUGUCCAUUGAAGUGUCCUCCAAACAAAUUGACAACUCGCCCAGUGCUGGAAUAGCGCGGUUUGGCCUUAAGCGACCCGAGGUUAGUCUGAGUAGUCGGAUUAACCCUGUGGACACGUCCCUCCCCAACUCUUCCUCCAGAAGGGGUGACCUAAACACGUCGCGCCCUCUUGAGCCCCCUGCCCCGCCCAGAAGAAUGGACUCGCACCUGUCCUCUGGAGGCUCCUCAAGGAUCCCAGAGCUCAUCCAGAGGAGAGCGGAGUCCCAAAGCCCAGUGGUUAGUCCAGUUGAGAGUUCUUUCAAAAGGCCGGAGGUCCCAGUCUUCAAACAGAAUGAUGAUGUAUUGGAGAUCAACAACCACCACCACCCUCCAGCGCCCACCACCCCACUGCCCUCUCUGGUCGACCCACGGGACAGAGUACACUCGCCUGUCCCAGAGCAGCCAGCUGUCAGACCCAUUGAAAGACCGGAGGUGACACCCAGCUACAGCAGUGCCAUGUCUGAGCCAGUGCACCCUGAGGUGGGCUCUGUGUACGGGGAGAAGCCCAGCGCACCAGUGGUGGACUUCAGUUAUGUCGGCAUAGAUGCCAUCCUGGAGCAGAUGAGGAGGAAGGCCAUGAAGCAGGGCUUUGAGCUAAACAUUAUGGUUGUAGGGCAGAGUGGCCUGGGCAAAUCUACACUGAUGAACACACUGUUCAAGUCUAAAGUCAGCCGCAAAUCUGUGCAGGCCACAGCCCAAGAGAAGAUCCCCAAAACUAUUGAGAUAAAGUCCAUCAGCCACGACAUUGAAGAGAAGGGAGUAAGAAUGAAACUGACUGUAAUUGACACUCCAGGCUUUGGAGACCAGAUCAACAACGAAAACUGUUGGCAGCCCAUUAUGAGAUUCAUUAAUGACCAGUAUGAAGCGUACCUUCAAGAGGAAAUCAACAUCGAUAGAAAGAAGAGGAUCCCUGACUCAAGGGUCCACUGCUGUAUAUACUUCAUCCCUCCCACCGGCCACUGUCUCAGGCCUCUAGAUGUUGAAUUUAUGAGGCGCUUGAGUAAAGUGGUCAACAUUGUUCCGGUCAUUGCCAAAGCAGAUACUUUAACCCUGGAGGAGAGGGACUUCUUCAAACAAAAGAUCAGGGAAGAACUACGAGCCAAUGGGAUUGACGUGUACCCACAAAAAGAGUUUGAUGAGGACCAGGAGGACAGAAUGAUAAAUGAAAAAAUCAGAGAAAUGAUCCCCUUUGCUGUAGUGGGCAGUGACCAGGAGUACCAGGUCAACGGCAGGAGGCUUUUGGGCAGGAAAACCAAGUGGGGGACUAUUGAAGUGGAGAACAUUGCCCAUUGUGAAUUUGCCUAUUUAAGAGAUCUUCUCAUCAGGACCCAUAUGCAGAACAUUAAGGACAUUACCAGCACCAUGCAUUAUGAGAUGUACCGUGUGCGGCGACUGAACGAAAACAACACAGGAGCUGUCCACAGUAACGGCCUCUUGGACCACUCUGCUCAUGAGAUGUAA